AUGAUGUACGUGCAUCAUUUGGAGUGUGACUGAUAGCACGGUGACACAACUUCUGAUAAUGUUUUGAGUAAAGACUUCACAACUGUCAACGGCUGCUUGUCACCGAGAACAGAGCUGGGUUUUUUUUCCAAGAUGGCCACCAUCGUCUUUUGCUCUUUAAGUAAAACGGCCGGAACUACCGUGAGACAAUGUUUGAUUUCACAUUUAAAGAGUCAUGCUAGUGCAAGAGAGCUGCACUUGUCGCUACCCUCCACUCACAGCCUUUCGCCGUCUUUGCUUCCGGGAAGGAGAUGGUUUUCCAAGGGUUCCGGCGUACGGUUCAUGUCCCAAGGGACCGCAGGCAGAUCACAAGCCGGGCGAACCAGAAGGGGAGCCCUGGCGCUCAGCGGAGCCGCAGCAGUGACGGCAGCGGCGGCAGUAGCAGGCUUUUUAGCCAACGCUCACCACCUCCAGCGUGCUGAAAUGGCAACGAAAGUAUUCCAACCCAUUGAGGAGAAGGAGGAAGAGGGGGAUAUCUUGGAGAGAUGUCGGGGCUUCAUGUCUGCUCCGGUGACCGACGUCCGUGUGCUGCAGGAGAGGAAGGGAGAGAUGAGUACUCGGAUGGAGAUGCUGAUCAUGGAGACGCAGGCCGCGUUUUGCAAAGCCCUGCAAGAGGUGGACGGUGGGACCUUCAAGGUGGACAAGUGGCAGAGGAAGGAAGGCGGCGGAGGAAUCAGCUGUGUGAUGCAAGAUGGAAAGGUGUUUGAGAAGGCAGGGGUCAACGUGUCCGUGGUGUCUGGAUACCUGACAGAGGAGGCGGCCAAGCAGAUGAGGAGCAGAGGGAAAGUCCUCAAAGGGAAAGAUGGUAAGCUGCCAUUCUGUGCCAUGGGUGUGAGCUCUGUUAUCCACCCCAAGAACCCUCACAUCCCCACAGUUCACUUCAACUACAGAUACUUCGAGGUCGAAGAGGAAGAUGGCUCUAAGCAGUGGUGGUUUGGUGGAGGCACAGACCUGACUCCAGUUUAUAUCAAUAAAGAAGAUGCCUUUCACUUCCACAGCGUCCUGAAGGAGGCCUGUGACAAGCACCACCCGCAGUACUACCCCGACUUUAAGAAAUGGUGUGACAGAUACUUCUAUGUCCGGCACAGAGCAGAGACUCGGGGUAUAGGGGGGAUCUUCUUCGACGACCUGGCCCCCCCGAGCCAGGAACAGGCAUUCAACUUCGUCAAGAGUUGUGCCCGCACUGUGGUACCCUGUUACCUGCCUAUUGUCUACAAACACCUUAAUGACUCCUUUACUGAUGAGGAGAAGGACUGGCAGCAGGUACGACGAGGCAGAUAUGUGGAGUUUAACCUGGUGUAUGACCGAGGAGUGAAGUUUGGCUUGGCCACGCCUGGUUCCAGAAUUGAGAGCAUUCUCAUGUCCCUUCCCCUCACUGCCAGAUGGGAAUACAUGCAUGAGCCUGCCAAAGGUUCCCGGGAGGCGGAGAUGCUGGAGGUGUUACGAAACCCCAAGGAGUGGGUGUGACUGGGGUAUUGAGUGUUUUCUAAUGGUGCGACCUGUUUAUUAUCAGCAGCAGUUAAUGUUGUCUUUACCAAAACUUCAUGAAAUUGCUUUGCACUUG
Molecule: messenger RNA, 1603 nt
Organism: Scatophagus argus
Lineage: Eukaryota; Metazoa; Chordata; Actinopteri; Scatophagidae
Gene: cpox
Product: coproporphyrinogen oxidase
Exons: 7
Coding region: 133-1506 (457 amino acids)
Cellular component (GO): cytoplasm; mitochondrial intermembrane space
Molecular function (GO): coproporphyrinogen oxidase activity
Source: RefSeq, a predicted model, not a curated record